Botrytis porri is the source of this 1662-nucleotide messenger RNA. RefSeq lists its product as uncharacterized. Gene Ontology annotation, molecular function: cysteine-type deubiquitinase activity; zinc ion binding. The transcript has a single exon. The record is from RefSeq and is a predicted model, not a curated record. Gene Ontology annotation, biological process: protein deubiquitination; mRNA processing; spliceosomal complex assembly. Lineage: Eukaryota; Fungi; Ascomycota; Leotiomycetes; Helotiales; Sclerotiniaceae. The coding region runs from base 1 to 1662 and encodes 553 amino acids.
AUGCCAAGUUCUACAAAUAUGGAUAUCCCAACUAGGAAGCGUAAAGAGCGCGAUGGCGACUCUACGAAUGCCGGCACAAAAAGUGGUGACGACAAUUCGACCAAUGGAGCGCAUUUGGAAACAGAACCCACUCCGAAACGACAGAGGACGGUAGAACCUAAACCGGUACAGAUUGAGGACGAGGAGGAUUUGAAAAAUGGGAUGGAAGAUCUUGAAGUUGAGGAUGAAGAUUUGCAACUCGUGAUCCCUCGAGAAAAGGCACCAAUGGAAGGUUACGACGACCUCUACCUUGAUACCAUCAACCGCAAUGUCUUAGACUUCGAUUUCGAAAAGCUCUGUUCGAUUUCGCUCUCAAAUAUCAACGUAUACGCUUGUUUAGUAUGCGGGAAAUACUACCAGGGUCGAGGGACAAAAUCUCAUGCCUACUUCCAUGCUCUUGAGGUAGGGCAUCACGUAUUCAUCAAUAUGCAAACACAAAAGGUCUACGUUCUACCAGAAGGAUACGAGGUAAAAAAUAAGAGUUUGGACGACAUAAAGUUUGUAUCUGAUCCUACAUACACAAAAGAGCAGGUUAUGGCUAUGGAUCGUGAGGCCAAAUCUUCUUGGACUCUAUCUGGCAAAGAAUAUAUACCAGGUUUUGUCGGUAUGAACAACAUCAAGGAUAACGACUAUUUUAAUGUGGUAAUACAAGCACUUUCUCAUGUGCCUCCUCUUCGAAAUUUCUUUUUAUUGGAGGACUUUCACAACAAGGCGGAGCUCAUAAAACGAGUUUCGAUUUUAUUCCGAAAGAUAUGGAAUCCAAGAGCCUUCAAAUCUCAUGUCUCUCCUCACGAACUUCUUCAAGAGAUAUCCCUCAAAUCAAACAAGAAGUUCAAUCUAACCACUCAAUCCGACCCUGUCGAAUUCCUCUCCUGGUUUCUCAACAACCUACAUCUCGCACUUGGGGGUUCCAAAACUAAACCUGGCUCUUCAAUAAUACAGAAUAUAUUCCAAGGAAAGCUGAAAGUCGAAUCUCAAGCAAUCACCGCCAAAGCCGACGCUGGUGAUCGAUUACGAUUUGAAGAUGCAGAUGUCAAAACGGAUGUUAGUAGAUUCAUGCUACUCACAUUAGAUUUACCUCCAGCGCCAUUAUUUCAAGACGAAUUAGAACGAAACAUCAUACCUCAAAUUCCUUUGACCAGCAUCCUCGCAAAAUACGAUGGUCUAAAAGCACAAGAACAUCUCAAUAUGCGCAAACGAUAUCGACUACUUCAUCCACUACCACCCUUUCUCCUCUUUCACAUAAAACGAUUCUCGCAUAACAAGUUCGUCGAUGAACGUAAUCCUACAAUUGUCACUUUCGACGCGCGCAAUCUCGAUAUGUCACCAUAUAUUGAACCCGACAUGAAACAUGCUAGACCCGGAGAACCAAUAUGGUACGAUUUAGUUGCGAAUAUAGUACAUGAAGCGGUCAGAGGGCGAGAAGAUAGUGUAGAAGGAGAAUCGGAAAAGAGGAGCUGGAAAGUGCAAUUGAGAGAUAAGGCGACAGGAGAGUGGAAGGUGGUCCAGGAUUUAUUUGUGGAAGGGGGGCAAAAAGAAUUUUUGCAUUUAGGGGAGAGUUACUUGCAGGUUUGGGAGAAACGAAGAGAAGUUGUUGGGAAAGGGAAGGGCAAGGCUAAUUGA